Nicotiana attenuata is the source of this 1758-nucleotide messenger RNA. RefSeq lists its product as uncharacterized. The transcript has 4 exons. The record is from RefSeq and is a predicted model, not a curated record. NCBI's taxonomy places the organism in Eukaryota, Viridiplantae, Streptophyta, Magnoliopsida, Solanales, Solanaceae. The coding region runs from base 1 to 1758 and encodes 585 amino acids.
AUGACGACCCCUAGCCUUGAUUCUACAGGUAAUACUUUUCCUACUUCUGAGUUUACCAUGGGGGUACAAGAACAAGAAGACAUAGAAAACAUGUUGUCUAUAGCUGUUGAAGGAAGUAUCAUAGGGGGUGGUGAAGCACCGGACAGUGCUACUGGGGCACCUACUAAGGGACCUGAUCCCUCCACCCAAGAUGAGCCAACCCCUGGUUCCUCUCAAUCACCCCAGGUUAGUAUUGAUCCUUCUCCCUCUCCUCACUUUUAUGCUGAGCCUUUGUCCAUAGUUAUCCCUGAGAUGCGAUCCUUGUCCGAGGAGGAAAAGGAGGAUAGUGAAGAAGAAGAUUAUGAUAAUGUGGCUCUAGCGAGCUUUAUUAGUGCUAGAAGCAAAGUAAAAAGGAAAAGACGAAGAGGAGAUUUGGUGAAAGAUGGAAAGGCUGUCAAUGAAAAGGUAGUGCCUCCUACAAAAGUUGUGAAUGUUGAUAAUGAUGUCACAGAGGAACUAGUUUCCUUGGUUCGUAAGUCCUCAAAGAACCUUACUGUUCCAAAGACCAAAAGGGAGUCUUCUAUGGUUAGAAAGGAGUUGAGAUGGGUUGAGGGUGAAAAAUUUGUUGAGAAAGAGAGUGAGAUGCGUGUGAGCAAUGCUGAGGGUGAAAAAUCUAGUGAAAAUCUGGUUAAAAAGUCUGUUGAAAAAGAGUCUGUUGAAAGAGUGUAUGGGAAAUCUGCUGAGAAAGGAAAGAGUGCUCGAAAAUCAGUGAAAAGGAAGAGUAAUGCCAGUGAGGAUCCUGGUUCGUUCAAAAGGGCCAAGGUUGAUGAUGCCCAGGAUGCUGGGAAGGCAAAAUUGAAAAAUCAAAAAGUGUUGUGGGGCUGUACAUUUGCCCCUAAUAUUCUGGAUAUGGUUGGUAUGCGUCAAUUGGUGGAAAUAUGUGAAUUUCAACAGUGGACACACCUGUUCACAGGUGACAGUCCCAAAGUGUAUGAGGAAGAAGUGCGCAGCUUUUAUGUCGGCUUCUUUAAAGUUGAGCACGAUCAUAUUUGUAUGAUGGUGAAUGGUGUUGAUUUUGUGAUGGACUUUGCUGUGCUGGGAAGUAUUUUGGGAGUGCCUGCUGAGGGUUUGUCUACUGUUCAGGGAACCUGCUCUUCAAACUUUAGAAAUGUUUUCCUGAAGGAUACAAUAGCUCAGCAAGGGGAACGGGUACGGAAGAAAGCCCUCCUUCCAGUGUACCAAUUGUUGUUUGAAAUGGUGAACAAGGUUUUGCUUCCUCAUGCAGAGAGAAGAUCCAUUACAUCUCGCGCAGACCUGGUUCUCAUGGAAGCACUGGAUAGCUACACAACUAUCAACCUGCCCGGCAUCAUGACAGAACACAUGCAGAAAGUGGUAGAGUUCAAGGAUGGUAAUCAUGAGCUGCCUUACGGGUUCCUUCUCACUAAGGUGUUUGAGUUCUUCAAAGUCCCUUUGGGACAUGCUAAGAUGGGUACCAGUAAGAAAACCUUCUCCAAGACCACCCUAGAGGAAUGUGAAUGCAUUGAAAAUGUUGUAGGGGUCGGUAGUACUUCUACUAUCUCCCAGUUGAUCAACGCCCUAAACAGUUCCACUAUUGAGAUAAGUAAGCUGAAGGCAAGGAAUGCCAUUCUUGAGGAUCAGCUAAGUCAGCUUCAGGAGUCACCUGGUUCCAGCAUGCUAGGAAACAUAAGGGAUCAGGUCCUUGUGUUGGUUCUCUAUCUUCUAAAGUUGCAGCAGUUCACAUUAGCUGGAGUCCGUUAA